GCAAGUCAGUCACCUUCCGUUGUCACGAUGUGGCGAAAACAUCUGAGAAUGCUUUAAGUUACGUACACAAUCAGUUAUUUCCAUUCCUAACAGUGGAGACCAUAUACAUAAUAUGUAUUAUACAUGUAACCUAGAUGGUGGAGCUGACUUGAGAGGGGAAUCUGCACCGGAAGCGACCCUACAGAGAAAUGUAUCUAUCUAUAGGAUGACCUCACCAAAUCAACAUACAGUAACGCCCGCCGCGUAGCCACAAGCAAGUUGAAUAAAAGUGAAAUUCUAAAUAUAUUAUUAUUUUAGCACCUAGUUUUAACGUGUAUGCAUUAAUUUCUUUCAAGUUAGUUUUUUAAUUUGGAGAAGACAGAAAACAAUAUAUAAUACGUCAAAGUGAAUGGAGGGAUGUAGAGCUAUGGCAGGCCCAGGUUCGAGUCCUUCUAUACUGGCUGAACUCCAGAGACAACAGCGCUGCAGCCAGUACUGUGACACGCUGCUCCGGGCUGGGGGUGUGUCUGUCCCGGCCCACAGCUGUAUCUUGUCUGCUCUCUGCCCCCAGCUCUCGUGUGUUCUGUCCUCCACGCCACCUUCUUCGUCUGGGCAGAGCAACCUGGUCGAGUUCCAGGCUUUUGGGGCCUGUGCCCUGCUGAGGCUGGUGGGCUUGCUGUACUCUGGGGAGAUGGUGGUGGAGGGGGAGGUGGAGAGGGAGGAGGUGAUGGCGGCCGCUGCCAAGCUGGGUAUCAGUGGGCUGGUGGAGGUGGGGAGGAGUGAGGUGGAGGAUGGAGCCCAGAGUUGGGAGAGGGACAGAAGAGCGGGACCAAGCUCGACGGAGGGACAGAGGUGGAAGGAGAGAGUAAGGGAAGUUGGGGUACAGACCGAGCCCCUUGACAACAGAGACGACCACGUUGCUAGGCGCAAGAGUGGAGGGCGUGACUCGCCAGGCGGCGACGUCACCGAGAGACACAACGGAAGAGAGACGCCCGCUGGGUUCAACGCAGACGCGGGGAUCCAAACUUGUGGAGCCAUCAUGGAUAUUUCCCAUCAGCCUCUCUGUUUGCAGUCCCUGGGAGGGGAGGGGCCGGUCUGUGUCAGAGCUGCAGAGGAACACCCCCAGAUCUCCACCUUCUACUCCUCCAGCUCCACUCUCAACCCUGACCCCUUGGUGUCCUACGUAGGUGAUGUGACACUUCUCCAAGAGGCCCCUGCUCCUGGUUCUAUGGGCGCCGUUGACCUCCCCCCUCACAUCCCAUGCAUCCCCCUGUCCCUUCUCUGCCCUCUGGACGGACACCAGGCCCCUGACAUCUCCUCCAUGCUGACGACCCGGGGGGAACCCACAGAAGCCACACGGCUCGACGUCAUCCCUCCAUCCCUCUCCUCCUCCUCUCCUUCUCUCAUCCCUUCCUCCACCCCCGCUGUCUACAUGUCUGGUCAUGGGAUGGAGGCCUUCCCCCCCAGUGCCUCCAGCCCCCCUCAGGCCGUGGACCUGCUGGAGGGGGAAGGCGAGGAGUUUGAGCAGUUCAGGGGGAACAUCCCUGGGUUCAUCAGUUACUUCCUGAACCCCGCCCACUUCCAAGAUGGGGAGCGGGAGGGCAGGCGGAGGAGGAGGCGUAGGGCGGCAGGGGGGGCCGAGAGGGGUGCGGAGGAGAGGAGAGCCCAGAAGCCCAGAGGCAGACGCAGGGGAGGAGACGUGGUGGGGACAACAGCAGCGAAUAAGGAGCAGGUGGCGGCGGAGGUUCCUCAGGGAAGCUGGCUGCGGAGGUUGGGGGUGGGGGCCUUGCGGAUGGGGCAGGGCGGGGGGAUGGUGGGCAGGAAAGUGUACCUGAAGACCAGGGAUAUGCUGCAGCCCAUCAAGAUCCUCUUGAGAAGGAAAAAGAGGCGAGGGCAGAGUGACCUGUGGGAGGUCUCCAGGGCCGGGGUGGAGAAGAGCCAAGCUCCCCAGAGGAAGCCGAGGAGGACCAAGGCCCAAAUGAUACAGGACGGCUUUUCCAUAAUAAAGAGGCAGGUUGGUCGCCCACGAAUCAGGCCCAUACCCUUCCCCCCCCUCCCCAAAUAUCUCUUUGAGGCUCUGACCUAUGAGCCACACGGCCCCCCUGACUCCACCCCUCCUACUGCAGCCUUCCCUAGCCCAGCCCUAGCCCCUACCCCCAAUCCCAUUGCUCCAUCUCCUGUCCCCUACCUGUCCCCGGCCCCAGCCCUGCUCCACACCGCCCCCCUGCCCCCCCUGGUCCCGUCUGCCCAAGAAGACUCAGCUGAGCGGUUCGAGUGCCUGCUACAAGACAUCAUGAUGGACCUCGAUUUAAUUCCCAACGUCGCUGUGGCAACGCAAACUAACGACCUUCCCCAAGAAACCGCCGCCACGGCUCCUCCGCCUGCAUCUCCUCAUCUCCACGGCAACCGGGACCACUCCGCCGAGAGUUUCAACCAACUCUUGACUCUCUCUGCUUUGUCAGCUGGUCACCAUAGCGACAUAAAUAACAUCAUCCCAACUGCGUUCCCCGUUGCCGAGGCGACAACAUAUGGGGUGACCUCCAGGUCCGAGUGUGAGGUUCCGCUUCUGCAGCAGCAGCAGACGGAGGGCGAUCUUAGCGACAUCCUGGAUCACUUCCUGCUCUCAUUUGAGCAGCAGGUUGCUAGCUCAGCAAACAACGUGCUGAACGGAAACAUCCAGACAGACAGCAGCCACACAGACAGACCACCAGAACCGUACGCCGCCAUGAGGAACGACAGCGGAGCCCAGACCCAGACCAGACCAGCCGAGCACGGAGCACAGACCAGUUCAGUCUUCGAGCUCACCCACGCAGUUGUCUCUCCGCACAGUGCCAGACACACAGCUCACCAACAACACACACACACUCAAUAUGGAGAAGAGCCGGACCCAGUCAGACACUACCCUCUCACACACACCACUCUUAAACCCCCUUCAUCUGCUCUUCUGUCUCAGCCUGCCAAGGCAGUGCCCUCUACUGGUCAACCCUCUCACAUUCAAAUGGCGGAGAAGCUGGUGGAAGAAGGCAGGAGGAUGACAAGAAGCCAGGUGAGGGAAGGGAUCAGAACCUCGGAGGAGGCCAGGGGAGUGAAGAGGUUCCCUCCAGCACUGGAGCAGACACAGAGACAACAAAGUGAAGAAGAAUCCACCAAAACCCAUCCCAGCCAAUCCCAGCCCUCCAAACCCCCUCACAGCCAAUCCCAGCCCUCCAAACCCCCUCACAGCCAAUCCCAGCCCACCAAACCCCCUCACAGCCAAUCCCAGCCCACCAUACCCCCUCCUAGCCAAUCCCAGCCCUCCAAACCUCCUCCAAGCCAAUCCCUGCCCACCAAACCCCCUCACAGCCAAUCCCAGCCCACCAAACCCCCUCACAGCCAAUCCCAGUCCACCAAAACCCCUUCCAGCCAAUCCCAGCCCUCCAAACCUCCUCCCAGCCAAUCCCAGCCCACCAAACCCCAUCCAGACCAAACCGAGUCCGUCAAGUUCAUCACCAACAGCCAACCAAUUGUCCGAAUCAAACCUUUGCCUCCCAGAGACCAACUCAAGUCCAUCUGCAGUAGGAAGCAAGACAGAGACAAAACCAGGCACCUGGUCAGGAAAAUAAAACAAUUACAGAGCAUGUGUCCCAGAGGGCAGAAGCUGGAACGCUACGCCACUGUGUGUUUGGUCAGGCUGGAGGACACCCAGCUGCUGGCAGGCACAUCAGGGAAACGCCUACACCCUGCCGAACAACCCAUCAGGAUGCCUGAGAAGGUCAGCGUUCAGACGGUCCAACCAAUCAGGGUGAUUGAGGCCUUGAAGCUGGGCGGUGGCAAAGAGCGAAGGCGGUUCCUCAGGAGGUCGGUAGACAGGUGCCCCUCUGCUCCAUCUCCUGGUACCGCAGAGAACAGAGGAGAGAACAGCAGAGAGAACAGACGGAGGAAAGGAGAAGAGAACAGGUUGAGCCUGGAGUCAGAGACGGACGAGCCGAAGAGGAGGAAAGAGGAGGAAAGAGAGGAGGAUAAGGGGGCAGAGAGAGAGACUGCGUGUCCAGAUCAUCCAGAACCAGUCAAAUCAAACCCUGUCUCCCAAAGGCGUCUGUCCAGUCCAAAACUACAACUCCCAGCACAGAGGCAUCGAGCUCCCGCCCAAAACGGAGAUGAGUCUGGUAAGAAAGGGCCUGUCACAGUAGAGUUGGACGAGGAAGUAGACGCGAUCCAUGUGACCGCAGCCACCAGGUUUGAGAAGGUCAGAGAGGUCUUGUGUUCACAGAGUAGAGGGGCAGACAAGGAGAGGGUGUGUGGCAGGCCAGAAGGAGGAGAAGACAAAGAAGAAGAAACUAAUUGGGCCGUGUUCAGACAUCAAGAGACCCCAAGCAGUGAGGAGGACAUUGAUGUGGUAGAGCUGGACUCUGCUGGCAGUGUGCACGUUGUUGUCAAUGGGGGUGGAGAGAAGGUGGAAGGGGGUGCAGAGAAGGUGGAAGGGGGUGGAGAGAAGUGCGACAUUGUCUCAUCGUACCGUGGAGUGGCUCUGUGUGUCAAUGGGUCUGCCCAUGCUGUCCUGGUCAGGGGAGACGGGGAGAGAGGGCAGUACUAG
Osmerus eperlanus (European smelt) is the source of this 4552-nucleotide messenger RNA. RefSeq lists its product as uncharacterized. Gene Ontology annotation, molecular function: protein binding. Lineage: Eukaryota; Metazoa; Chordata; Actinopteri; Osmeriformes; Osmeridae. Bases 389 to 4552 code for a protein of 1387 amino acids. The record is from RefSeq and is a predicted model, not a curated record. The transcript has 5 exons.